Molecule: messenger RNA, 2917 nt
Organism: Prunus dulcis (almond)
Lineage: Eukaryota; Viridiplantae; Streptophyta; Magnoliopsida; Rosales; Rosaceae
Product: metal-nicotianamine transporter YSL3
Exons: 8
Coding region: 657-2666 (669 amino acids)
Biological process (GO): seed development; response to iron ion
Cellular component (GO): plasma membrane
Molecular function (GO): oligopeptide transmembrane transporter activity; iron-nicotianamine transmembrane transporter activity
Source: RefSeq, a predicted model, not a curated record
CUCUCUCUUUCUCUCUCCCUCUCCUCAUACAGAUCAUACAUAUAAUGAUUUUUGUCAAAUACAAUAAGGAUUUGCUCUUAAUGGGAUUUUUCUUUUAGGUGCAUUUUUAACAUUACGUGUGUUAAAAUGCAAUCUUUCUUGUUUGUGGAGUUGACAUUUGCUUCGUGUACUACAAAAACCUAUUUUGUACUUCAUUGUAGUACAUGCAGACUUUCCUCAGUUUCCGUUCUCGGUUGCUGCUCAAGCAUUUGAUGCAAUCAUAAUAUAAAUAGUAGACAUUUCCUGAGAGUUUUGAUGCGCAUGUGGAAGCCACAGCUAUCAAACUAAAGACAGCAUUUUUUGUGGAUUUCUGGGCUUUCACCUUUCUGCACUGGUAUUUAAUCCUAUUAAAUUCAAGGACUCUCUAUUGGGUCUUGUGGGCGUUCUUGCAGUUUUGAUCUUUUUGGAGGGUUCUUGAGAGUCAAAGCUGAGGAAAACCCACACCCCCACCCUUUCAGUUGUUUAAGGAUUCUCAAUGCAAUUUGGAGGCUAGUAGAUUGUAGAUUGAGAAAGAAGGGUCGGUAGGUGUACAAAUUUCCCAUUUGUACAUUUCUGAAAUUUCGUCUCCUCUCAAUCUCUGAAGACGCAGAAGAAGAGAAACUUGAGGAAAGGGGCAAAUGGGGAGCACAAACAAUGAUGAAAACGGAGAGAUUGAGACCUUUGAGAGAGAGGAUGGAGUUGAAGAGAAUGGAGGCGAGCCAGAGGAUUUGAACAGAAUCAUUCCAUGGACAAGACAGAUCACAAUUCGGGGACUUGUGGCUAGCAUAGUCAUAGGCACCAUUUACAGCGUUAUAGUGAUGAAGUUGAACCUCACAACUGGGUUGGUUCCCAAUCUCAAUGUCUCUGCUGCUCUUCUGGCCUUUGUAUUCAUCCGCACAUGGACUAAGCUUCUUCAGAAGGCUGGAAUUGUAUCAACUCCUUUCACAAGGCAGGAAAAUACCAUUAUUCAGACUUGUGCAGUUGCAUGUUAUAGCAUUGCAGUUGGAGGAGGUUUUGGGUCUUAUCUGUUGGGUCUGAACAGGAAGACUUAUGAGCAAGCAGGUGUUGAUACUGAGGGGAACACUCCUAGGAGCACCAAAGAACCUCAGAUUGGUUGGAUGACUGGUUUCCUCUUUGUUAGUAGUUUUGUUGGGCUGCUGGCUUUGGUUCCUCUCAGAAAGAUCAUGAUAAUAGACUAUAAGUUAAGUUACCCAAGUGGAACUGCUACUGCUGUUCUUAUCAACGGGUUCCAUACUCCAAAAGGAGACAAGAUGGCUAAGAAGCAGGUUCACGGGUUCAUGAAAUUCUUCUCGAUGAGUUUCUUGUGGAGUUUCUUUCAGUGGUUCUAUUCUGGAGGAGACCAAUGCGGAUUCGCUCAGUUUCCAACAUUUGGAUUGGCAGCGUGGAAAAACUCAUUUUACUUUGAUUUCAGUAUGACUUACAUAGGAGCGGGAAUGAUCUGUUCGCAUCUUGUGAACUUAUCUUUGCUUCUUGGUGCCGUGCUCUCUUGGGGAAUAAUGUGGCCAUUAAUAAGGGGUCUCAAAGGAGAGUGGUUCCCUGCAACUUUAUCAGAAAGUAGUAUGAAGAGUCUAAACGGUUACAAGGUUUUCAUUUCCAUUGCCCUGAUACUAGGAGAUGGGCUAUACAAUUUUCUCAAGAUACUAUACUUUACUGGCUCAAGCAUCCACACCAAAAUGAACAAGAAGAACCCCAAAACAGUUUCAAAUAACCAGAAUCAGGCUCUUGAUGAUCUUCGACGAAAUGAGGUCUUCAUAAGAGAUAGCAUUCCCAUUUGGGUAGCUUGCCUUGGGUACACCUUGUUCUCCAUCAUCUCCAUCAUAAUUAUCCCGCUCAUGUUCCCUCAACUGAAAUGGUACUACGUAGUCGUAGCCUAUAUUAUCGCACCCUCUCUAAGCUUCUGCAAUGCUUAUGGUGCGGGUUUAACUGACAUGAACAUGGCCUAUAACUACGGGAAAGUGGCUCUCUUUGUGCUUGCUGCUGUGGCUGGGAAAAAUGAUGGUGUUGUUGCGGGACUUGUGGGAUGUGGUCUAAUCAAAUCCAUAGUUUCUAUCUCUUCUGAUCUGAUGCACGAUUUAAAGACUGGUCAUCUCACGCUCACAUCUCCUCGAUCAAUGCUUUUAAGUCAGGCGAUUGGGACAGCUAUAGGCUGUGUGGUAGCUCCUCUGACAUUCUUUCUCUUCUACAAGGCUUUUAAUGUUGGUGAUCCGGAUGGUGAAUACAAAGCUCCUUUUGCCAUCAUUUACAGAAACAUGGCAAUUCUAGGUGUUCAAGGCUUCUCUGCCCUGCCCCAGCAUUGCUUACAGCUGUGUUAUGGUUUUUUUGCAUUUGCCGUAGCAGCUAAUUUGCUGAGAGAUCUUGCUCCUAAGAAAAUUGGUAAAUGGGUUCCACUUCCAAUGGCGAUGGCUGUUCCUUUCCUAGUUGGAGCUUACUUUGCAAUCGAUAUGUGUGUGGGGAGUUUGGCUGUGUUCGUGUGGCACAAACUAAAAAAUAACGAGGCAGGUUUAAUGGUUCCCGCAGUUGCUUCUGGUUUGAUUUGUGGAGAUGGGUUGUGGAUCCUCCCUUCAUCAAUUCUUGCAUUGGCCAAGAUUCGUCCUCCCAUCUGCAUGAACUUCCUCACAACCAAGUAGAGUUUGUGUGGAAGGAGAGAAACAUAGUUGCGUUCAUUAGUAGAGUUACAGUAAUUGUAAUCUGCAGAUGUAAUUUCAGACAAGUAUUGGGAAUUAGGGAUAAUAUAGAAGUUCCCUGCUAUGUAUUUUCAAGUAAUGCAUCAGAUCAUAAUGCAGCAUAGUAGAUGACUAGAUGGUAGGAUUCUGUAUCCUAUACAAGCAAGUUGUAUCACAAAACAUUUAGUCAAAUGAAUCAUAUGAUUUUAAAACCA